AUUGGUCCGUGCCGCUUGUCUUUCAGUGGAUAAGUUGUUGUCGCAGAUACGUCAUCAAUAGGUUGCUGGUGUCCGUCAGACAUGAAUUCUUUGGAACAGGCCGAAGACCUGAAAGCAUUUGAGAGAAGACUAACAGAGUAUGUCUCCUGUUUGCAACCUGCGACAGGCAGGUGGCGAAUGAUUUUGAUAGUGGUGUCUGUCUGUACAGCGACUGGAGCUUGGAACUGGCUGAUAGACCCUGACACACAAAAGGUGCCGUUUUUUUCAUCACUGUGGAAUCAUCCAUUCUUCACCAUCAGCUGUAUUACACUAAUAGCUCUGUUCUUCGCUGGUAUACAUAAACGAGUGGUGGCACCUUCAAUUAUCGCUGCUCGCUGUCGGACGGUUUUAGCAGAAUACAACAUGUCCUGUGACGACACUGGGAAGCUUAUUCUUAAGCCACGACCAAACAUCCAAUAACAACCAUUUUUGUUGAUCAGCACUGACAUGGUUUUUGUCAUCGUGAUGAAAAUACAUCUGAAAGAGGGAAGAAAUUAAACCAUGAAGCUUUUAACAGUGUGACUGUGCUGACAUCCCCAUCAGCACUGCUGACCUGUGCACAUAUGUUUUGAUAUUUUCUUUUUAUACUUUGUGAGAUCACACACUUUUUUUCUGAUGCUGAGCAUGUAUUUUAUCUCUUUUUAAAAUGUAUUUACUGAAUAAAUGUUUUGAGUGUCAAUGGAC
Thalassophryne amazonica is the source of this 723-nucleotide messenger RNA. RefSeq names its product CTD nuclear envelope phosphatase 1 regulatory subunit 1 (gene cnep1r1). Gene Ontology annotation, cellular component: cytoplasm; Nem1-Spo7 phosphatase complex. The record is from RefSeq and is a predicted model, not a curated record. The coding region runs from base 82 to 459 and encodes 125 amino acids. The transcript has 6 exons. NCBI's taxonomy places the organism in Eukaryota, Metazoa, Chordata, Actinopteri, Batrachoidiformes, Batrachoididae.